Messenger RNA from Caenorhabditis bovis, 489 nucleotides. The record is from the annotation of a GenBank genome assembly. Lineage: Eukaryota; Metazoa; Nematoda; Chromadorea; Rhabditida; Rhabditidae.
AUGGAUCGAAUGGAAUAUGGUCCCGAUGGGAAGCCAUGUCGCGCCUGCGUCAGUGUAGAAGAUAUGAUGAAGCGCGGGAAAGAAAUGGCCGAGAAACUAGGGAAAAAGCAGGAAGCUGCCGGCGCAAGCACAAGUGUCGAGAAAAAGCCGUGUCCUGUUGACAAAGAUGAACUAGGCCGUUCUACAUGGAAUCUUCUUCACACAAUGUCAGUUUACUAUCCUCAAAAACCAACAGAAGAAGAUAAGGAAAAGGCUCGAAAAUUUAUGGAUUUAUUAGGGCAGAUGUAUCCCUGCGAUUUUUGCGCGAAGGAUUUACGGAGAGAUUUAAAAAAAGACCCACCAAAAUUGGAAAGUCGCGAGGAAUUCUCGCAAUGGAUGUGCCAAUUGCACAAUAAGGUGAAUGAAAAAACCGGAAAACCACUUUUCGAUUGUAAAUCCGUGAUGGAGCGAUGGCGGGACGGCUGGAAAGACGGUUCGUGCGACUAUUAA